This is a messenger RNA of Ixodes scapularis (black-legged tick), 1413 nucleotides long. RefSeq lists its product as uncharacterized. The transcript has a single exon. The record is from RefSeq and is a predicted model, not a curated record. The coding region runs from base 1 to 1413 and encodes 470 amino acids. NCBI's taxonomy places the organism in Eukaryota, Metazoa, Arthropoda, Arachnida, Ixodida, Ixodidae.
AUGGCGAGUACUGAAACAACGCCGAUCGAAAGGUGCACCGAGAACGACGAAAACAAUAGCAGGGAGCUAGAAACCAACAAGAACAACGCAAGAAAGGUUAUAAUUCCGGCGAAAAGAUUCUGUAGUCAGGACCGGGACGAUAAUUUCGAGAUCAGCGACGACGAGAUUAACAGGAUAGCUAAUAUCAACGAUAGUUCUCCUCCUGAAACGACAAACAGUUGGACGCGAGUCACAUACAAAAAGCAAAAACCACAAUGGGGAACCCACCUUGAGCGCUUUGACGAACCAAAGAUUGUGAUUGUGGUGAAACCCACGACGCAAACCAGAAUAUCGAACAUCUCAUCGCGGAUCCUCAUGGACCAACUGAAACAGCUUUUUACAAUUCCUUGCAACAGAGACCGACUUAGCUACGAACCCAAUCACAGGAACAACACCAUAGCCAUUACUGUUUACAGUGAGACGCACGCAGGAGACAUCCUCCAGAUGAGCACUCUGACGCUGUGUGACGGCACGGAGGUAGGGGUCCAUACAUACAGAUCCACCACGGGCCUUAUGCCCAGAGGAGUAAUACACGACGUGGAUGCAGAGUUCACAGCACAAGACAUUGUCGACUACUCAGACUCUGACUACUGCAAUGUCCUACAUGCAAGACCCAUUGGGAGGAGAGGCACAUUUCUUCUUACGUUCGAUGGAAAUAGAGUUCCUAGGAAGAUCACGCAUCGCGGAAGACUGUUCAGAGUAUACACGUACAAACCAACAGCCGUCCUGUGCCUCAAAUGCCACGGCAUCGGGCAUAAGGCAGCUGUCUGCACGAGAGAGCAGAGAUGUAGGCGUUGUGGUGAACCUCACCCAGAAGGAGAACAAUGUGAAGAUACGUAUUGCCCUAACUGCCAUGUGUCGGGACAUACAGCCUUCGACCCCAACUCCGAGACCAAAAAAAGCACGGACGCAAAGCUACAAAGAAGAGCACAGGCAAUGACACAGACAAAAAGCAAAGCAACAAAUGUGGCAAGUGCGUCUCCAUGGAAGAGGAUGGCUACUGCCCUGCACAACCAAGGCACAGUUAGAGGAAGGACAUCCUUUUACCAAAACCGCUUCUCCACCCUACAAGACCUCGAAGAGUUCCCGCCGCUGGAAAACACCGGCAGUACCAAGAAGGGCCCCACCGACACCAACUGCACGACAUACAAGCAGGAUCUACCAAACGCCAAUGCCAACAUGGCCAAGAGAACGUCUUCAACGAACAAGACAUCGAUCGAAGCCAAAGAAAAUCAAUUAAAGGAACUUGAAAGACGUGUGGCCCAGCUCAAAGUGGAAAUUGAAAAAGACAAACAAGGAGAAGAACGUGCCAAGCAACGCAGACAAACAGAACUGGAAAAAAAAGAAGCAAGAUGCAAUCACGAAGAGUGUUGA